AUGUCAUGGUUACUUAAAUUGACACACCCCAGUUUAUUGUAUCCAGAUGCUGCAUUGUCACUCUCGUUCUGUAUCUCAAGUAUAUCCUACAUCAUACUGUGUUUUGUUCUGCUUGGGCUUUGUGCAUCCGAAUACCUAUGUCCUAACGUAGCUAAUAUUGCAGAGAGACGGUCAAAUCGUGUGAAAUAUAAUACAGGUGCCGUUAUGGCAGUCUUAUUGUCAUGGUGUAACUCUUCUCCAGACCUGUUUUCAAAUUUCAUGACGUGGACUACGUCAAACACAACUACAUCAGCUGCUUUAUCUGUAGGUGAGAUCCUGGGGGCUUGCGGUAUUAUACUAUGCAUUGUGGAAGGUUCAAUCUUCAUAAUAAUGUCAAAUACCACUUUGUCAAUAACUAAGAAUCAGCAAGUCGCCAUAUCAAAGGAUUUAGCGUUCACAUUCGUUGCUAUAUUUGUCAUGUUUUACAUUUCAUUGAGAAACAGAAUAACGGUUUUGAAUUGUUUUUUAAUGUUGUCGAUUUACACACUUUACAUAGUUACAAAGCUAUCGAGUAGCAAUUACACACCAGAGAUGGCUAAUGAAGGUUUUGAUGAAGAGAAUUUGCUGCCAAGCAGAAGUAUUGAUCAAUUAAAUAGUGGGAUAAAACCCAGUAUUAUCUCCGCUAUGGAUUAUAAUAGCUUAUUAUCCAUGUUAGAAAACUCUCCUUCGAAUAAUUCUGUCAUGAAUGCAGAAGAAUUAGUCAGCUUGCAGCAAAAUGAUGCGGAAGAUGUAAUUGUUGUGGACCCAAUCAGACCGUCGUCGGAACCUCUUCCGAACUCAACACAUCCUCCACUAUCAAGUAAUAUAAGAAGUGCGCCGGCUACUUUCAAACCAUACCAUGAUUUUCCAGAAGAAGAAGCCGUAAUUAUGGCAGCACCAAACACUCCAGAACAAGUGCCUAUAAUAGUGAUAGAUCCACCGAAGUCUGAAAAAGCUGUGAAUAUGAAAAAACUGUUGGUUGAAAUGUUCUUCCCACAUAUGUUAAAUUUCUCCCAAAAAUCUAAAAUUGAUGCGAGUCUUUGUCUAAUAACAGCGCCCUUCAUUUUUAUCUUACAGCUAUCAUGUCCUCAAACAAAUGAUCUCUUAGAAUUUGAUAAGGCUUCAGGUAAAUUCAUUUAUUCAACGUUGAAGUUCAUACUGUUAUUGAUACAAAGUUUGAUUUGUCCACUAAUCUCUUUCGCUAUAUUGUCAUGUCUACUAGCAAAAUCAUUCCCGAUGUUUUUUUGGUUCAUACCAUUUUCAUGUUCUAUAAGUUUGUUUGGUCUGGUCUUGAAUUUAUACCGAACAUUACAAUUGCAUAACACAUUUUCUCUAUUUGAAACAACAUCUGGGUUUUCCAUUGAAGCUGAAGAAAAAAACAAGAGACGUAGAAUGCUGGAUAAAAUGAAUGAUUUCCUUAGAAUUACAUUCCUCUCGAUCGGGAUCUUCAACUCUAUCUUAUACAUUUCGCUUCUUGCAAAUUCGCUGAUUGAAAUGUUAGAACUAUAUCAAAUUUUGACUGGAGUUUCUAAAGCCAUCUUAGGUCUUACAAUAUUCGCAUGGGGUAACUCGGUUGGUGAUUUAAUUUCAAAUAUUGCAAUGUGCAGACUAUAUUUAAAAUUUCCUCAUCAAGAAGAUGCAGAACAAAUUCAAACGAUUGCAACCAAGUUUUUUGUCAUUUCAUGCACUUCUUGUCUCGGUGGUGUUAUGUUGAACUCGAUGGCGGGACUAGGUUUCAGUGGUUUAGUAUCUAUGAUGUUCAUACACAAGCAAUCUGAUGAAUGGUGGUUCUUAAGGUUUACCGCAUUGCAAGAAACAGCAAACUACAAUUAUACCUUCAUAAUUUCAUGUUUAACCAUUAUCCUGCAAAUUUUACUGAUGAUACUCAUAUUUAAUGGACCUUCAAAAGUGCGUUCUUGGUUCCGAGAAAGAAUGAAGAUUUCUGGUUUGAUUAUGUGUGGGCUUUGGGGCAUUGCUACACUUUGUAAUGUUAUGAUAGAAAUAUUUAGUCAUUAG
Messenger RNA from Kazachstania africana CBS 2517, 2034 nucleotides. It is a transcript of the gene ECM27, whose product is annotated as Ecm27p. The record is from RefSeq and is a predicted model, not a curated record. The transcript has a single exon. Gene Ontology annotation, biological process: transmembrane transport; intracellular calcium ion homeostasis; monoatomic cation transport. Lineage: Eukaryota; Fungi; Ascomycota; Saccharomycetes; Saccharomycetales; Saccharomycetaceae. Gene Ontology annotation, molecular function: monoatomic cation transmembrane transporter activity. The coding region runs from base 1 to 2034 and encodes 677 amino acids. Gene Ontology annotation, cellular component: membrane.